Rhagoletis zephyria (snowberry fruit fly) is the source of this 428-nucleotide messenger RNA. RefSeq names its product dystrophin-like. Lineage: Eukaryota; Metazoa; Arthropoda; Insecta; Diptera; Tephritidae. Gene Ontology annotation, cellular component: plasma membrane. Gene Ontology annotation, biological process: synaptic signaling. The record is from RefSeq and is a predicted model, not a curated record.
AUGGCCACCCUUGUUCUAGAAACUUGCACAGGUGGAUUAGCGACAGGUGCAAAUGCCGGCGGCGGUCAAGGUGAACAUGGACAGGAUAUGAUUGCUGAAGCGAAAUUGCUGCGCCAGCAUAAGGGACGCCUAGAGGCACGCAUGCAAAUACUAGAGGAUCACAAUCGUCAACUGGAAGCACAGCUACAGCGAUUACGACAGUUGUUGGAUGAGCCGAAUAGUGGCGCUGUAAAUGCCGGCGGCUCAGCGUUGAAUUCCAAACCGAAUACGUUGCAAACGCGUUCGGUGACUGCGUCGCAAUUGAACACCGACUCACCGGCGAAAAUGAAUCAACAAAAUGGCCAUUAUGAGCAAAACACAAUCAUAAUCGCGCUUGAAUUCAACCCAUUUGAUUAACUCUUAGAAUAUUGUAAUUGUUAGCUGUUCUU